AUGACCAGUUUCGAUAAUCCGGGCCUUUUUUAUCAGGAGCGUUUCUUUGCAAACGAUGACAUUCCUGAUGAAAAUCAAGGACUUAUUGCUGAGUACCGUCAACUUAUGCAGAAAUUUCGGAAGUUCCUUCGAGAAUUCACUGUUGGUGGCUUUGGAAUGAUUUACAGAGACCAGCUGAAGCGAAAUUGUGGGUUGGGAAGGUGUCAUCUAGAAGUAUCGCUAGAUCAUAUUAUGAUGUUUGAUGAAGAGUCAGGCACUAAACUGAAGCAGAAUCCAACACGUUAUUUAUCCGCGCUUGAAGAAGCAGCUAAACUGGUGGCGAUCGAGGUAGCUCAGCCUGCAUCUGAGGAAGAAAGGGAAAUAGAAAGUGUUCAGGUUACGUUAUCGCUUGGUGACCUCCCGACAACUGUCAGAAAACUUAAGGCUACACAAGUUUCACAGUUGGUAAAGAUUUCUGGAGUAGUGGUAGCUGCUGGCCAAGUUCGUUCAAAGUGUACAAGAGUUUCUCUGCAGUGUAGAAGUUGUCGUCAUACGGUGAACAGCGUGGAAUUGAAGCCGGGGCUUGAUGGUUUUGCACUGCCAAGAAAGUGUGGAGCAGAUCAAACAGGACAGCUAAAAAGGUGUCCUUUGGAUCCAUACUACAUAAUGCCUGAUAAAUGCCGUUGUAUUGACGUUCAAACAUUAAAGCUGCAAGAAAACCCAGAAAAUGUUCCUCAUGGAGAAAUGCCGCGUCAUAUACAGCUUUACUGCGAAAGAUACCUGGUUGAUGCAGUAGUUCCAGGGAAUCAAGUAACUGUUGUUGGUGUCUUGUCAAUAAAGAAGUUGCAAAAACAGAAAAAUACUGACAAAAGCUUUUCUGGAACUCGAGCGCCGUAUAUAAGGGUAUUAGGAAUACAAGUCCAGACUUCUGGUGGUGGACGUGUUGACAGACUCUCUUGGACACCUGAGGAAGAGCGGCAGUUUCAAGAGCUGGCAAAGAGGCCAGAUGUAUACGAAGUUAUAACAAGAAGCAUAGCACCUUUUAUUUACGGUUCUGAAGACAUCAAAAAAGCAAUUGUUUGUCUUCUGUUUGGCGGGUCUCGAAAACAAACUCCUGAUGGGCUGACGCGUCGAGGCGAUAUUAAUGUGCUUUUGUUAGGUGAUCCCGGGACUGCCAAAAGUCAGUUAUUGAAAUUUAUUGAAAAGGUUUCUCCAAUUGGUGUAUAUACUUCUGGAAAAGGAAGCAGCGCCGCAGGGCUCACAGCAUCUAUAAGUCGCGAUCCGCAGUCUCGGUCUUUCUAUUUGGAAGGUGGCGCCAUGGUUUUGGCAGAUGGCGGUGUAGUUGGUAUUGAUGAGUUUGAUAAAAUGAAAGAAGAUGAUAGGGUUGCUAUUCAUGAAGCUAUGGAACAGCAGACAAUUUCUAUUGCCAAGGCUGGGAUAACUACAACAUUGAAUUCCCGGUGUUCUGUUGUUGCAGCCGCGAACUCUGUAUAUGGAAGAUGGGAUGAAGGAAAAGGCGAUGAGAACAUUGAUUUUAUGCCAACGAUUUUAUCCCGUUUUGACAUGAUAUUUAUUGUGAAGGACGCUUUCGAUGCUGCUAAAGACUCUGCUUUGGCUAAACACGUUCUUUCCGUUCAUAGUUAUGGUUCUGUGACCGAGGAACACGGAAAACCCGCUGAAGGGGAAUUAAGCGUUGAAUUUCUCAAAAAGUACAUUUGGUUCUGCCGCAACAACUGCGGCCCGCGUAUAUCUGAACCUGCCAGCAAGAAGUUAGUUAAUCAUUACGUUCGUCUGCGGAAUCCGGUUGCGAGUUUUAAAUACGUUUAUAAAUUAGGUAACAAUGCUGCAAUCUCGAUUACGGUACGCCAGUUGGAGGCAAUUAUCAGGAUAAGUGAAGCUCUUGCCAAAAUGGAGCUCCUUCCAUUUGCAAACGAGAAACAUGUUGAUGAGGCUCUGCGUCUUUUUAGGGUCUCUACUGUCAAAGCAGCUGAGGGCGGACAUCUUAUUGGUGUUGAGGGCUUUACAAGCCCCGUAGAUCAAGAAAUGGCAAUUCGUGUCGAAAAGCAACUUAAAAAACGUCUAGCUUUGGGAAACCACGUCUCUGAAUAUUUGGUCAUCCAGGACUUCCUUCAGCAGAAUUAUCCAGAAUUGAUAAUCAGAAAAGUUAUACAAUCGUGUAUACGUAAAGGGGAGUUACAGUACCGGAUGCAAAGAAAAAUGCUUUACCGUGUACGAUGA
This is a messenger RNA of Enterobius vermicularis (human pinworm), 2217 nucleotides long. Lineage: Eukaryota; Metazoa; Nematoda; Chromadorea; Rhabditida; Oxyuridae. The record is from the annotation of a GenBank genome assembly.